AUGUCAGCGAGGCCCAAACGGAAAGCCGCCGAAGCCGCCAUUGCCAAACUCACCACGUCUCAGGACCAAAAACCGAAACGUCAACGGACCACGACGACAUUCAAACCAGUGACUUCUUCGCCAGCGCCUGUAACAUCACCUUCACCAGCACCCCAGGACCGCACGGCUCAGAAGUCGAAGUUGAAGCAAAAGAAGAAGCCCCCGGCGAAAGCAAAGGUCACUGCAGCCGAUGAGGAACCAUCCAACGCGUUAGCAGCUUCAUCCACAGGACCCCAAUACUGGCUUAUAAAAGCAGAACCAGAGACCAGGAUUGAAAACGGGGUAGACGUCAAAUUCAGCAUCGACGACCUGCGCGAGAAGAAGAUAUCGCAAUGGGACGGCGUCAGGAACUUCGAAGCACGGAAUAUCAUGCGCGAUAAGAUGAAAAUCGGCGAUCUGUGCUUCUUCUAUCACUCGAAUUGCAAACUGCCGGGGAUCGCUGGCAUCGCUGAGGUCGUUAGGGAGGGCUAUCCCGAUUACACGGCUUUCGACCCUAAGCACCCGUAUUUUGACCCGAAAUCGGACACGGAUAACCCGAAAUGGAUGAUGGUGGAUGUUCGCUUUGUGCGGAAGUUGCGACGUUUCAUCAGUCUCAAGGAGUUGCAGCACGAUGGAGACGUUACAGAGGGAAAAGUGCCCGCGGUGGCCUUGAAGGACAUGUUUCUCCUCCGUCGCGGCAGGCUCUCGGUGCAGCCAGUUCGUCCGGUGGAGUGGGACUAUAUUCUGAGCCUGGAGGGAGACGAAGAGGGCAGUGUUGAGACAUAG
Molecule: messenger RNA, 804 nt
Organism: Fimicolochytrium jonesii
Lineage: Eukaryota; Fungi; Chytridiomycota; Chytridiomycetes; Spizellomycetales; Powellomycetaceae
Product: PUA-like domain-containing protein
Exons: 2
Coding region: 1-804 (267 amino acids)
Cellular component (GO): nucleus
Source: RefSeq, a predicted model, not a curated record